Molecule: messenger RNA, 2130 nt
Organism: Pocillopora verrucosa
Lineage: Eukaryota; Metazoa; Cnidaria; Anthozoa; Scleractinia; Pocilloporidae
Product: juxtaposed with another zinc finger protein 1-like
Cellular component (GO): nucleus
Source: RefSeq, a predicted model, not a curated record
AAAGCUUCGCGAUGAUGUAAUGGCGCGACCUGUCGAAACAGAGGCAAGCUGCGAAAAAUGGCUGCCUUUUAUCGAUACUCUUGCUUAUGGCACGGUUGUGGUAAGCAGUGCACUUCCUUGUUAGAUCUAAUCGACCAUAUCGAAGUCGUCCAUAUCGAGAAAGAUCCAAGAGUUCUCGAGAAACAAGAGGCUGCCCAGCCACCGGCGCUACCUUUAUCGUAUAUCAAUUGCUUCUUCACCGAUGCAGCACGCAAUGCUAAACAGAAGGACCCUGUUUUGUCCGCCACGGAAUCAGCCACGCCAAGCCCAGAACACAAUGUUUUAAAAAAGAAGCGGGUAACCCCUCCUAAAAUAUCUAUUCCGACAUUGAAUACACCAGAUACGCUUGAUGGGGGAGAGGAAGAUGGCAAUAUGAGUGACAAUAGCGACGAUUCUUGGACUUCUGAUAGUUUUGCCAGCGACCUGGUAUUGAACGCCGUGGCAACGGAUGAUGGCGAAGGCAAGCGAUAUAUUUGCCCAGUUCCUGGGUGCGGAAAACGAUACAAGAAUGUCAACGGAAUAAAAUACCAUGCCAAGUAUGGUCACAGAAAAGACUCGAGCAGGCCGAAGCUGAAAGCUUUUAAAUGCCAUUGUGGGAAAAGCUACAAAAGCCCAAGUGGCCUUCGACACCACGUAGCAACGCAACAUCCGACCGGGCCAAAGCAUUCUUUACCACAGGAACUUGAAAAUAUGGCGUGAAAAUAAGGAAGUUGUGUGAAAAAAUUGUGGUGGCGAAAGUUGACAUAUUUCGUGAACAUUUCUUUUCCCACUGGGACUCACCGUCGUCUUCAAGACACGAAACAGCUGUCGCCUUAAAUGGGUUACAUCCUUUAUUCAUCAUUUUUUUUAGUAUUAUUGAUGAGACUUUCCAGCCGUACUGAUCAAUUCCUCAUCGAAGAAAAGAGAAACCAGCGGAUUUUAGCUUUCGAGUCACGAUCCUUAGGGAAUAUGCGGUGAGAAAGGGGUAAUCAGAUUUCAAAUAGUUCGAUCACUUGACUCGUUAAUGAUUUCCUUCGUCGCUUCUUUGGUUGGACAGCGCAUUUCCCUUUUGUCUGAUCAGAGCAUUCAUCAGACUCUAAAACUGAAGAUGGAGAACUUGACCGUGUUUCGCGGCAUUCGCCAAAAAGAGGAAAGAAACUGACAAGGUAUUCGCUAAGUUAUUGUUUUAGGUUGGUUUAGAUUCUCGGUGAAAUGUACACGGGUGACACGAAAUGGUUGACGGUGACAUUCGUUUAGUUUUCGUGUUCUUCCGGAGUUAUUUCCACUAGAUUAAUUAAGUCUCUACGCCGUACAAAGUCAGUGGAAUCUCUUACCAUUAAAGAUAUAGUUUUAUUUAUGAAAAAAUGUUAAUUAUUGUACAGUUUCGACAUCAUGCCCAGAUUGUAAUUAGAUUGAAACAGACACUGGUUUUAAACGCGUGAUGGUUUUUUUCAGCUCCCUUUCACUUGGAUGUCGUUCCAUUUAGAGAUUGUAUAUAGAUUAACUUAUACUGUGAACACAAAGUUUUAAAUGGAUCCCUAAUAUAAUAAAAGACAAGUAAAUAAUUUAUUAAUUAUAAUGGAAUGUUUGGUGGAUGUCUCGUUUUUCUUUUAUGUAUAGUGUUUCAUCUCAGUAAUAUUACUUUGCUCUUAAUUAACCUCUUGUCAAACAAAAUAUUGAAGUAAUGGAAAUGUCUACUUUAGAUGAGUUGAUAACCCUUUUAAUCUUUAACACCCAAACAUUAAUGUUAAAAUUCUCCUCACUGUUCUCUUUACAUUUCUUGUGGUAUUGAAAAGGAGAAUUUGUUUGACAAUCAAGAGCUUCUAAAUUUGGGAUCAUUUCCUUUAUUCUCAUAACCUUUAAAUUUGAUUUAAGGGUGAAACUGUAAGGAGAAAAUAGAUGCCAGUCACUCUUAGGGAGUUAAAGGAUUAAAGGAACUUGCUUAGGGACUUAUUUUGGAGACUGAAAAUGAGUCUUCUAGAUGAAAAUUUGUGGAUUCUAUGCCUCUAGGAGGGCUCAUCAUUAAGAGAUUUGUAAUUAAAGUAGAACUGACUUAAAUCAAAUUGGGUCUGUGGUCAUAUGAGCAUUGAAAUAAAUUGCAUCAAAAUGGGA